This is a messenger RNA of Sardina pilchardus (European sardine), 1579 nucleotides long. RefSeq names its product creatine kinase, brain b (gene ckbb). The transcript has 8 exons. Gene Ontology annotation, molecular function: creatine kinase activity. NCBI's taxonomy places the organism in Eukaryota, Metazoa, Chordata, Actinopteri, Clupeiformes, Clupeidae. The record is from RefSeq and is a predicted model, not a curated record. Gene Ontology annotation, biological process: phosphocreatine biosynthetic process. Bases 119 to 1264 code for a protein of 381 amino acids.
CCGAAGGAAAGCCGCUUAUUUCUGGACACCAUUAUCAGUGUUGGUGUGUUCGUUUGUGGUCUUGAAAAAGGAUUUUUGUCUCUUUCCCAAAGAAAAUCGACAUAAGGUGAGAACAAUCAUGCCUUUCGGUAACACUCACAACGCGUUGAAGAUGAACUACUCCGCGGAGCAGGAGUACCCCGACCUCAGCCAGCACAACAACCACAUGGCGAAGGUGCUGACUCCGGAGAUGUACGCAAACCUUCGGGACAAACAAACCCCCAGUGGAUUUACUGUGGAUGAUGUCAUUCAAACUGGGGUUGAUAACCCAGGUCAUCCCUUCAUCAUGACUGUUGGAUGCGUGGCUGGAGAUGAGGAGACAUAUGAAGUGUUCAAGGAGCUGCUCGACCCAGUCAUCGAGGACCGCCACGGAGGAUACAAGCCCACAGACACACACAAGACCGACCUGAACCCAGACAACCUGCAGGGUGGAGAUGACCUGGACCCCAACUACGUUCUGAGCUCCAGAGUGCGAACUGGCAGGAGCGUCCGCGGGUUCUGCCUGCCACCACACUGCAGCCGCGGGGAGAGGCGCGGCAUCGAGAGCCUGUCCAUUGAGUCCUUGAGCUCCCUGGAUGGAGACCUUAAAGGAAAGUACUACGCCCUGAAGAACAUGACGGAAGAGGAACAGCAACAGCUGAUCGACGAUCACUUCUUGUUCGACAAACCCGUGUCCCCGCUGCUGCUGGCCUCCGGGAUGGGACGUGACUGGCCCGAUGCCAGGGGCAUUUGGCACAAUGACACUAAAACCUUCCUUGUCUGGGUGAAUGAGGAAGACCACUUGCGUGUCAUCUCUAUGCAGAAAGGAGGGAACAUGAAGGAAGUCUUCACUCGCUUUUGCGAAGGCCUCACAAAGAUUGAGUCCUUAUUCAAGGACAAGGGCCACGAGUUCAUGUGGAACGAGCACCUGGGCUACGUGCUCACCUGCCCCUCUAACCUGGGCACCGGGCUGCGAGGCGGCGUCCACGUCAAGCUGCCCAACGUCAGCAAACACGAGAAGUUCGGCGAGAUCCUCAAGAAGCUCCGGCUCCAGAAACGCGGCACAGGUGGCGUUGACACUGCCGCAGUAGGUGGCGUGUUUGACAUUUCCAACGCUGACCGUCUCGGCUUCUCGGAGGUCGAGCUGGUGCAGAUGGUGGUGGACGGGGUCAAGCUGCUCGUCGACAUGGAGAAGCGUCUGGAGGGCGGCCAGUCGAUCGACGACAUCAUGCCCGACCAGAAGUAGACACUCUCCUGUGUGUGUGCGCGUGUCCGUCCACCCCGCCCCCCCUCCUUGUCACCAACCCACCCCACCUACUUUGAGCCGCCGCCGUCCCCCCCCCACCUCCACCUCCACCAGUGGUCUCCCCCCUUCUGUCCUUCAAAAAACCCCAAUAAUCUUAACUACAUCGAGGAAUACACUCUGCCCGAGCGAGUUAGUGGCACUAAAGUUUAGACGAGUCUUCCAUCAGUGAAUGAUGAAGGAUUUUGUAUCUCAGACAUCUUGCACUGUUUGAAGAUGGAUCUUAACACCUGAAAUAAACAUCUCUGGCCCAUGGAA